This is a messenger RNA of Bursaphelenchus xylophilus (pine wood nematode), 895 nucleotides long. The record is from the annotation of a GenBank genome assembly. NCBI's taxonomy places the organism in Eukaryota, Metazoa, Nematoda, Chromadorea, Rhabditida, Aphelenchoididae.
AUGACAAGAUACGAACUCUACUACUUUGAUGGCCGUGGUAGAGGCGAAGUGGUUCGAUGGAUGUUUCACUAUGCUGGACUUCAAUUCAUCGAUCACAGAGUGCCUCUGCCUGUGUGGGAAAAAUUGAAGGGAGAUAAGGAAUGUGAGAUUUUAUUUACAAGGAUAUAUAGAUUAAAAAUUGAUCUAAAUUUGUGCCAAGUUUCAUCAAAACUGAGCGUCGCACUUGGAUUAAUUCACUUGUUGAAUUGCACCUUGAGCCCUUGGAAAUUGUUCGUCAUAGGCUGUUUUUUUUUGAGCGGGAGUUUGUUGUACAGAAAUACUAUCUUUUCUCGCCAAAAUCGAAAGAAGACGUAGUUUAGAACCUCUUCAUAUAAAUUCUAUUUUUUCAGUAUUUCCCUACGGAGUGAUGCCGAUUCUUUGGGUGGACAACGAGCGUAUUGCCGAAUCGCAUGUGAUCAAUCGCUAUGUCGCCCGACUGGCCAAGCUCGACCAUUCCGACGACCCAAUCGAUGCUGCGCAUUUAGGCGAGAUCUACGAACUUGGCCGCGCAUUUUACGAGAGCAUCUUCAAAUAUGUCCUCAUAGUUUGCGGUCGUAUUGCCGGCGACAAAUUGGAAGCGCAACAGGAAAUUCUAACACCAAAUGUGAAGAAGUAUUUCCCGUUAAUCGAGAAGCACAUAAAGCCAAAUGGCUGGUUCAGCGAGAGAGGAAUCUCGUAUGUGGACUUUUAUUGGGCCGCAAUCAUCGACAUGCUGAUGUUUUUGGCCAAGGAUUACACCGAGAAAUUGGAGAAGUCGGCGGCGUUAUGGAGAAGAGUUCAAGAGCUGCCACAGCUUCAAGAAUAUUUGAAAAAUCGGAAUAAAAUUGUGAUGGAUUUUUAUGGAUAUAAAACAUAG